UCGACUAAACGUCUCGACCAUGUCUCGACCUAACAUUCAUUUAUUAGACCACGGCCUCUUAGAUUAGGCUAAAGUGGUACAGUACUGACGGGUCACAGUUAUGGGUACAGCGUGAUACAUCAUUGGUUCAGUUCCAUAGUUUCGUGUUCGAAGACCUAACCUUAAUCAUAAUAAUUAUUAAUUAUCAUGGUGCGAAGACACAAUAACCAACUUCCCGAAAAUUUACCGCAAUUACAAAAUUUAAUUAAGAGAGAUCCGAUAUCUUAUCAUGAAGAAUUUUGUCAACAGUAUCAACAUUUCAGGAAUGUUAUUGAAAUUUUUGAGUUGUCACCGGAACAGCCACAUAAAGUACUGGAUGAGCUGACAAUGUUUAUGGCCCAAAUAGCAAAUUGUUAUCCUAAGGAACUUUCAAACUUGCCCCAAACAAUUAUAAAUCUGUUAGAGAAACACAACACCAUUUUGGACAGUUCUGUUCGUUUACAAUUUUGUCGAGCAUUAAUUUUGCUACGCAGCAAAAAUUUAUUAACACCAACAGAUCUUCUUGAGUUAUUUUUCAAACUGUUAAGAUGUCAAGACAAGGAACUUAGGACAUUUUUACAAUCACACAUAAUUAAUGAUAUAAAAAAUAUAAAUGUAAAGCAUAAAAAUGCAAAACUAAAUACAGUAUUGCAAAAUUUUAUGUUUACUAUGCUUAAAGAUGCCAACGUGAAAGCAGCUAAAAUGUCAGUAAACAUUAUGAUUGAACUUUACAACAAAAAUGUAUGGAAUGAUGCCAAAACAGUAAAUGUGAUAGCGUCAGGAUGUUUUUCACAAACAGUCAAGGUAAUGGUUGCUUCCUUGAAAUUUUUCUUGGGUAAAGAUCCAGAGGAGAAUGUAGCAGAUUCUAGUUCAGAAGAUGAAAUAAAUCCUAAGGAAAUUAUGUUUUCUAAUAAAGUUAAUAAAAAAACAAGGAAAAGAACUAAACAUUUAAAUAAAAUAAAAAAAUUAGUUGUGAAAACUCAAAAAAGGAAGUCCUCAGCACCAGUGUUUAAUUUUUCUGCUUUACAUUUGAUUCAUGAUCCACAAGGAAUGGCAGAGAAACUUUUUAAACAGUUAGAAACCACUACAAAAAGAUUUGAAGUAAGGCUGAUGACACUGGAUGUUAUUUCUCGUUUAGUUGGUGUGCAUAAUUUGUUUCUUUUUAAUUUCUAUCCUUACAUUCAACGUUUUAUCCAACCUCAUCAAAAAGAAGUUAUUAAGAUAUUACAGUUUGCAGCCCAAGCAAGUCAUGAACUGGUCCCUCCAGACAUUCUUGAACCCAUUAUAAGAACAAUAGCUAACAAUUUUAUAACUGAAAGAAAUUCGGCCGAUGUAAUGGCAAUUGGUUUAAAUGCAACUCGAGAAAUAUGUGCCCGAUGCCCUCUUGCCAUGGAGGAAGACCUCCUGAAGGAUUUGGUCGCAUAUAAAACUUAUAGAGAAAGGCCAGUCAUGAUGGCUGCUCGUUCUUUAAUCCAACUGUUCCGCGCCAUUCGGCCAGAACUGCUUCAUAAAAAGGACAGAGGAAAGCCCACAGAUGCCGCUUUGGAAAUAUCGGAAAAAAAAUAUGCUCAAGUUGAUGCUAAAGAUUACGUUUGUGGAGCAGAAGUUCUUUUGAAAUCUGGGGAUAAACAAGUUGAAAUUGGUUCUUCAUCUGACAAUGAUGAUGAAGAAUGGGUCGACAUUCCUCAGUCAGAUGAAGAAUAUAUAGAAUUGCAUAGCGAGGAUGAUGAAGUAUCUGAGGAAAAGUUGGAACUUUUCGUAAAUAAAGAAGAACCCAAUGAUAAUAUCAUAGAUAAUAGUAAUGAUAACAAAAACGAAAGAAAGAUUGUGGUAGCUAAACGUCGUUCGAAUGAAAAAGACGUCAGGAAGGAAUUAGCCCAAAAAAUAUCUCUCCAUCGAAUUCUUACAGAUGAAGAUUUUAAAAAGAUAGACGCAGCAAAUAUACGAAAACAUAUUCGAAAGGCAACUAAGGGCGAAAAGAGAAAAUUUGAAGAAGCUUUAAAGGAGCCUGCAGAAUUAGUCAAAAUAGGUGACAUCGAAAACGUUUAUAAAAAAAAGAAACAUGAUAAACAAACGAGAAUCGAAAGUGUUAGGAAGGGGCAAAUGGAUAGAGAAAAAUUUGGGUAUAAGGAUGGAAGAGUAAAUUCUAAGUGUAGCAGAACUAAUAAAGAGAAAAGGAAAACUAAAAACUUCCAAAUGAUUAGAUUGAAAGAGCGACACAAAACAAAGAAGAGCUUUAAAGAAAAACAGGUUGCCUUGAGGAACUACCUCGUUAAGCAGAGAAGAAUGAAAUAAUUUCAGAUUAAUUGUUCUUGUUUGUUUAUUAAAUCCAAUAGCGCGAC
This is a messenger RNA of Agrilus planipennis (emerald ash borer), 2360 nucleotides long. Its product is annotated as protein SDA1 homolog. Bases 187 to 2313 code for a protein of 708 amino acids. Lineage: Eukaryota; Metazoa; Arthropoda; Insecta; Coleoptera; Buprestidae. The record is from RefSeq and is a predicted model, not a curated record. The transcript is spliced from 6 exons. Gene Ontology annotation, cellular component: nucleolus. Gene Ontology annotation, biological process: ribosomal large subunit export from nucleus; ribosomal large subunit biogenesis.